Hypanus sabinus (Atlantic stingray) is the source of this 1401-nucleotide messenger RNA. RefSeq names its product cation channel sperm-associated auxiliary subunit beta-like. The transcript has 10 exons. Gene Ontology annotation, cellular component: CatSper complex; cilium. Bases 1 to 1401 code for a protein of 466 amino acids. Lineage: Eukaryota; Metazoa; Chordata; Chondrichthyes; Myliobatiformes; Dasyatidae. The record is from RefSeq and is a predicted model, not a curated record.
AUGCAGAUCCUUUCCAUCGUUCUUAGCUGUCUGGAUUUGAUGCCAUACGACGCUGGUAUUUAUCUAUUGGUAACCAAGAGUGCAUUUACAUCAGUACAUGACAAGUGGUUUGAUGUCAAACCUGUCAUUUGUUCUUUAAUCAAAGGAGAUUGUAAUAUUUGGCUGUUGGAUAUUGCCUUGACAAAUCGACAUUUGGUUCUGUUGACAAACCGUGGACUUUUUAUAAGCCAUAGCAUGCUGUUCCAACCAGGAGAGGACGCACAGGUUUGGUAUUCAAAGGAUGGUGGAAAUUCAUUUGAUGUAUUAAUCAAAUUGAAAAAUGAAUAUGUCAUCAAGGCAGUUGCAUGUCCUUAUUCCUAUACAGUGAUUUUCAUAACUUCCGCCAACAAUAUCUAUUAUACUAAGCCAGGCUUGUCCAAAUAUGCCUUAUUUAACUAUUGGGAUAGACGGACAAUGGCUUUCUCCUGUGAUCAUUGUGGUAAUAUAAUAAGAAUAUUCUCAAAUGAAAGUACUCCAACUGGCUUGAGUGUGGAAUUUAUUGAUCACAAGUCAUUAAUUGCGAUUGAUAAUGCAGGCUUCUCAAGACCUCUUGCACUACAGUAUGUCACCAGAUUAAAAGCAUUAUUUUUUGAACACAUUUCUUGGAUUGAAAAUGACGUGGAUUCUGAACCCAUGUUUUCCUCUGCUCAUGUUGGCAAGCUCUUAAAACUAAGUUCAGUGGGCAGUGCUGAAAUAACAGAAGUUCACAAAUAUAGAGGAUCUCAGCAUUUCUUGGCUGUUGCCAUUGCAAGGAUUGUUGUUCCAUAUCACGCAGAACCUUUUUACAGAAGGACUUUAAUGAACAAGCUGCUUAUUGUUAAAAAAGGGGAUAUGUACCAUCUGGAAUUAUUGGAUGCUGAAUAUGGCUUUAUUGCUGAUGAUUUCGAGAAAACGGUGGUUGUUCCUGGAUACAGUAGUUUUCUGAUAGUUCGAGUUUUUAGCACUAAUUUAGUAAUCGCACAUGGUACAAUGCCAGAACAAACUCCAGACUAUUUCAUAGUUGAAGAAAGACAGUGGUUUAUGUUUGACUUUGGCUCAAAGAGUGGCACAUGGUCUAUUGUUGAAAAUGAGUGUGUCAUGUCUACUGAGGAACAGAACAACCUUAUACCAAAUCCUAUUCUAUUUCUUGAUAUUAAUGAUUCUUACCAGUUGACAUUUGAUUUGUCAAGCAUCGGAUUUGCUGGUUCAAAAACAUUUGAAGUGGUCAUUGGAAAUCAGGUCCUGCUAGAUACAGAUUCUGAAACUUACUAUGAUAAAACUGGCAGAGGUGUCAUAAUUCAUUACAUUAGAAACAAAUUUAAUGUCAGGAGUGGACACUGGAAACUGGCAGCUGGGAGACGUGAUCACCUAGCAGCCAACUGA